This is a messenger RNA of Penicillium subrubescens, 558 nucleotides long. RefSeq lists its product as uncharacterized. Gene Ontology annotation, cellular component: mitochondrion. Gene Ontology annotation, biological process: autophagy of mitochondrion. The coding region runs from base 1 to 558 and encodes 185 amino acids. The transcript is spliced from 2 exons. NCBI's taxonomy places the organism in Eukaryota, Fungi, Ascomycota, Eurotiomycetes, Eurotiales, Aspergillaceae. The record is from RefSeq and is a predicted model, not a curated record.
AUGGCCUGCCCCAUCACCAUCUCCAAGUUCGUCGGCACGGUAUCGCUCGGCCUGCUGACGGGCCUAUCAUACUCCACCGCUACCAUUACCAUCCCCUCCCUCCAGCUCCUACCGACCGCUACCACCGCCUCCCGCUGCCUCAAUGAAGUGAAGCGCCUCAACCGCAAGCAUGCGUUGCGACUCUCCAGCCUUGCCAAUACCUGCCUUCUUUUCGCAUAUUGCGUCUCUCCUCCCCGCCGUCAACAUCCAUUCCUCGUCUGGAUGUGUGUUGCGUCCACAGUCAGCUCCUAUGGCCUGGACCUCUGGUUCAACCGACAGAUGGGCCUGAAGAAUUGGUUCUUCAGCAUCAUUUACGAUACUACAUGCGUGUCGCUAGGCAAGCAGUCAUCGGCCAAGAAGGAUGAUGAUCUCGUUGUCGUCGAAGCCGAAGAGGAUGUAAACGGGGAGAGCGUCCGGCGCGAGAUGGACAAGGAGCGCCGCCUACAACGAGCUCGGGCCUGGCUCUCGGGCAUUGCCUUGUCCGUGGGAGUUGUCGGUCUGUGGGGAGAUAAGAAGUGA